AUGCAUUUCGCUUGUUGUUUUCCACGGCAAAUUUGCAAGAAUAAAAACAAACUUGUAGAUGAAGAGGUAUUUGCAUUGAACAAACCGUCCUUUGAUUUUCUUUCAUUUAUUUAUUGUUUUUUAUUUGAAAUGGUGUUCUUGAGAAACUACUUGAUAUGUGUGAUCUUACUGUUGGGGCAGCAGCUACAUGGAUACAAAAGCUGUGUUGAAAAAGAAAGGAAGGCUUUGUUAGAGCUCAAGAAAUACAUCAUCUCAAUUACUAAAGAAGUGGAGUUGGAGACAAAGGAAGAAAAUGUUCUCCCUUCUUGGACUGAUGAUGACACAACGAGCGACUGCUGCCAGUGGAAAGGCGUUAUGUGCAACCAAACAAGCAAACGGGUAACCGAGAUUGCCUUUGGUGAACUGAAACUCAAACAGAGUUCUCUCCUGAAUCUUUCUUUGCUGCAUCCCUUUGAAGAAGUUCAAAGUCUCAACUUAUCCAAGUCCAGAUUCAGCAACUUACACCCGAUAGAAGAGAGAGGAUUCCAUGAAGAGACAAACAACCAAUUUUCUGGCUUCUUUGAUGAUGUUGAAGGUUAUAAAAGCUUAGGGAGAUUAAGAAACCUGGAGAUUCUGGAUCUUUCUUCAAAUAAAUUCAACAACAACAUCUUUCCGUUUCUUAAUGCCGCUACAUCACUUACAACUCUUUUUCUCCGGGAUAACUACAUGGAUGGUCCUCUUCAUGCUAACGAACUUCAGGAUUUGAUGAAUUUGGAGCUGCUGGACCUCAGUCUUAACAGAUUUAAUGGCACCAUACCUUUAAUAGAGCUAUCUACCAUGAUGAAGUUAAAAGCUCUGGAUCUAAGUGACAAUGAAUUUUCUGGCACAAUAGAAUCGCAAGGCAAGCUUCUGUGUUUGGUUACCUUAGGGAUUUGCAACCUGAAGAAUAUGCAAGAGCUUGACUUAAGUAGAAACAAACUAUCUGGCCAGUUUCCCUCAUGUUUAACUAGCUUGAGUGGAAUUCGAGUUCUUGCUCUCUCAUCAAAUCAAAUGACUGGGAAGAUACCAUCUUCUCUCAGUAACCUUGAAUCGCUCGAGUACUUAUCAUUGUUUGAUAACAACUUUGAAGGCUUCUUUUCAGUUAGUUCGCUUGCAAACCUCUCAGAGCUUAGGGUAUUAAAACUCGGUUCAAAAUCCAACUCACUCCAAGUAGUAGAGUCUCAAGGUUCUUGGAAGCCAAAAUUUCAGCUAAACGCUAUUGUACUAGGUUCUUGCAACUUGGACAAGGUUCCUCAUUUUCUCCUACAACAGAAAGGCUUGCGUCACGUUGAUCUAUCCGACAAUAAAAUAUACGGAGUUUUUCCUUCUUGGCUAAUGGAAAAUAAUACCCAACUCAAAGUUUUGCGGCUACAGAACAAUCAUCUCACAAGCUUUCAGCUACCAAAAUCUACUCACGGUCUGGCUUUCCUGGACGUGUCGAUGAAUGAAUUAAAUCAUUUGUUUCCUGAGAACAUUGGGUGGAUACUUCCUCGGUUACUGUUUAUAAAUAUAUCGAGUAACAGUUUCCAAGGAAAUCUACCAGCUUCUCUGAGCAACAUGAAAAACAUUUUAUUCAUGGAUCUAUCUCACAACAGAUUCCAUGGGAAGAUACCAAGAGGCUUUUUAAAGGAAUGUUAUUACAUUGAAAGUUUGAAGCUGUCACAUAACAGACUCAGUGGAGAGGUUUUUCCCCAAGGAGUAUUAUUUUAUAAUAUAUCAGAGCUGUUAAUGAAUAACAACCAGUUCACAGGAAAUAUUGGGCAAGGCUUACGUAGCAUGGAGUCCUUGGUACUUCUAGACAUUUCCAACAACAAUCUCACAGGUGCUAUUCCAAGCUGGAUCGGCCAGCUUCCAUCCAUAAUUGGACUACUUCUCUCAAACAACUCGUUAGAAGGCAACAUACCAACCUCAUUGUUCAAUACAUCCACUCUCAAUCUACUGGACCUCUCUUCAAACAUUUUAUCUGGAGACAUACCCCAACACUUUAAAUCCAUGAAGCCGAUCGUAUUGCUCCUUCAAGACAAUAACUUAUCAGGGGCCAUUCCGGACGGAUUACUAAAGAAUGUCCCUGUAGUUGAUCUGAGAAACAACAAAUUGUCUGGGAGCAUUCCGAAGUUCACCAAGGCCCAAAACAUCCAUACUCUUCUCCUCCGAGGGAAUAGAUUAACAGGCGGUAUUCCUAGACAGUUGUGUGGGUUAAGCAACCUCCACAUUCUUGAUCUUGCCAACAACAAGCUAAAUGGAUCCAUACCUUCAUGCGUUGGCAACACAUCGUUUGGUGUAGGACAAGAUCAGGAUGCGUUACGAUAUAUUGAUUUAGUCUUUGGUAAAAGGUUUGGUAACUUCAAGAUUGGUUUUGAACUGGAACAGGAUCACAUUAAUAAUACCACAAAAUGUGGUGUCGGAAGAAGAUGUUUCGUUUCUCUUCUUGUGCUGGAUCCGUUUUACUUACCCUUCCCUGAGUUAUCCACCCCGACCAAAUUUGAGUUUGCAACAAAGCACCGGUAUGAUCCCUACAUGGGUGAAAACCUCAGACUAUUGUUUGGGAUGGAUCUCUCGGAAAAUGAGCUGAGUGGUGAGAUCCCGUUUUGGCUUGGUGGUCUUCACCAACUACAUGCUCUCAAUCUUUCUCACAAUAAAUUAUCAGGUGGGAUACCGAAAAGCUUUUCAGGUCUGAAGAACGUGGAGAGCCUUGAUCUUUCUUUCAACGGAUUACAAGGAGAGAUCCCAUCACAACUAUCUGAGCUGAGCAACCUGGCUGUCUUCAAUGUGUCAUACAACAACUUAUCAGGAGUCAUUCCACAAGGAAAGCAGUUUAACACCUUUGAUGCACGAAGCUUCUUAGGGAAUCCUCUUCUAUGUGGACAAUCAACCAACACAAGCUGCGACGAUGGUAACUCAAUUCACACUCCAGCAGAUAACGUAGUGAAAGACGAAGAAAGCAAAAUUGACAUGGAGUCUUUCUACUGGAGUUUUGCUGCAGCCUAUGUCACAUUAUUUGUUGGAGUGUUUGCAUCUCUCUAUUUUGAUUCACCUUGGAGCAGAUUUUGGUUCUGCAUGGUUGAUGCUUUCAUCCAGAGAGUGAGGCUAUUGUUGUGGUAA
This is a messenger RNA of Raphanus sativus (radish), 3120 nucleotides long. RefSeq names its product receptor-like protein 15. Lineage: Eukaryota; Viridiplantae; Streptophyta; Magnoliopsida; Brassicales; Brassicaceae. The record is from RefSeq and is a predicted model, not a curated record. Gene Ontology annotation, molecular function: protein binding. The coding region runs from base 1 to 3120 and encodes 1039 amino acids. The transcript is spliced from 5 exons.